Messenger RNA from Gavialis gangeticus (Gharial), 2135 nucleotides. RefSeq names its product NFKB activating protein (gene NKAP). The record is from RefSeq and is a predicted model, not a curated record. The transcript is spliced from 10 exons. Gene Ontology annotation, cellular component: nucleus. Gene Ontology annotation, molecular function: chromatin binding. NCBI's taxonomy places the organism in Eukaryota, Metazoa, Chordata, Crocodylia, Gavialidae. Gene Ontology annotation, biological process: regulation of gene expression. The coding region runs from base 1 to 1044 and encodes 347 amino acids.
AUGGGCGUGCGGGGUUCCGGUCCAAACCGGAAGUGGACCCGCCGGACGGGUUUGCUGGUGCGCCACCCGGAAGCCCCGGGGCGCCGACAGGGCCGCAGCCGCAGCCACAGCCGUAGCCGUUCCCGGCCUCCGGCCUCGGCUCACCACGGCCACCACCACGGCGGGAAGCUGUGGCCCGAGGACUACGAGAAAGAGAAGGAGGAGCUGCUGCGGCAGAGGAGACUAAAUGAGAGAGAGAGAAUUGGAGAACUGGGAGCACCUGAAAUCUGGGGGCUUUCACCAAAGGUUCCUGACCCAGAUUCUGAUGAGCAUACUCCAGUGGAAGAUGAGGAGGCAAAAUCUAAAAGCAGCUCUUCAGAUUCCAGUUCAGAAGAAGAGAAAAAGAAGAAGAAAAAGAAAAAGAAGAAAAAAUCAUCAAAAAGGAAACGCAAAAAGCAUUCUGAGGACAGUGACAGCGGGUCUGACUCUGAGCUGAACUCCAGUGAUGAAGAUAAAAAGAAAACCAAGAAGAAAAAGAAGCACAGAAAGAAAAAGUCAAAGAAGAAGAAGAAGAAGAGAAGUCGUAAAGAAUCUAGUGAUUCCAGCAGUGAAGAUUCGGAGGAUGAAGCGCUUCAAGGGGAAGAUCUCUGGAUUGAGAGAUCAAAAAAUACAGAAGCUGACAGUUUGAUUGGGCCAGAAGCUCCAAAAUCGCAUGCCUCACAAGAUGACAGGCCUUUGAACUACGGCCAUGCUUUGCUGCCUGGUGAGGGUGCAGCUAUGGCAGAAUACGUAAAGGCUGGAAAACGCAUCCCCCGAAGAGGUGAAAUUGGCUUGACCAGUGAAGAAAUUGCAUCAUUUGAGAGUUCUGGCUAUGUAAUGAGCGGUAGCAGGCAUCGGCGAAUGGAGGCUGUGCGUCUGCGUAAAGAGAACCAGAUCUACAGUGCAGAUGAAAAGAGAGCGCUGGCAUCUUUCAACCAGGAGGAGAGGCGGAAGCGAGAGAACAAGAUCCUGGCGAGCUUCCGGGAAAUGGUCUACAGAAAAACUAAGGGCAAAGAAGACAAAUAGAUAUCCUUGUGGGUGGGCAGCACUGAUUGCAGUACACAGCAGCUAACCUGCUCCUGCGAUUUGCAAGGAGCUGUCCAGUGGUAUAGUGCCUUCUGUCUGACCUUCUGGCCCUCUGGAAUAGAUUGCUUGUUUCGAAGAAGCACAAUUACUCGUGGGUAGUUUGCUUGAACAGUUCGUUCCCCAGCUGCAGGGAACUGCCAUAAGUGGCAGUACAGAAUCUUGGGUAAUGAAAAUGAGCAGCACAAAGGGAAGGUUUGUGAUCAGAGUGAUGGAAAUGUGCUGUAUUAGUGAAUCGGACACAGCAGGCUGCCACCAUCUGCCUCAGGAGGGACGGGUCACCUGCUGGUGAUAUGGAUAAAUGCCAUCUCCCAUUUAUUUUGACCAAUGACUAUAGACUUGUCCAUCAUAAACUGGCUACUUGUAGUAGCAAAACCUAGGGAAUUCCUGAGCUUCAUUUACUUACCUUUCUAAGAACCAAACAGUUGGAUCGUUUGUACAGCUACACUUGUAUGUAGAAAUUUGUAAUUAAAUAUGGAUCGGCUUCCAUUACUUGCAGAUACUUCUAUUGCAAUCGAUGUAUGCUGUCAAAGUAGUAACACUGAGGGUUACUACUGACCUAGAACCUGCAAAAGCCUGGGGGCCGACUAGCUGGCCUCCUUUUGGGGUAUGCUGUACGUUGAUCUCAGUGCAACAGUAGAGCUAGUGGAAGCCCUGGACAUACAGAGGCAGGAACUGCAGAUGCAUCUUUCCAUUCUGAAUUUCUUGGUUCUUGGAGAUGUUCCAGAACUAACCCUUCACAUUACUUUAAUCUGGGACCUUGACCUCCUUUGUCUGAGCAAUAUUACAUUGCUUUUAAGAGCUGUGUUGGAAGGCUUCUUCCAGAUAAUGCUUAUUCAGUGUAAACUUACUGAGUCAUCAUCAGGCAUGUAUUUGAGAAAGCUCUCUCCUUUAUAUGCUUUAACUUAUGCAUCCUGACUUUUUUUUUUUUUUUAAAUAAAGCAUUUUCCUGAGGCUUUUUUUUAAAUCGCUGGGUUUGGUGUGCUUGUGGUGGAAAUAAUUUAUAUGUUUCUAUAAACACCUACAAAAAAUCC